Miscanthus lutarioriparius is the source of this 276-nucleotide messenger RNA. The record is from the annotation of a GenBank genome assembly. NCBI's taxonomy places the organism in Eukaryota, Viridiplantae, Streptophyta, Magnoliopsida, Poales, Poaceae.
AUGACGGCUGGCUACAUUGUUGGCUCACUGGUCGGAUCCUUUGCCAUUGCAUACCUGUGUGACACAUUUGUUUCUGACAAGAAGGCUUUUGGAGAUUUGGAUUUAAGCUGCUUCAUUCUUUGUGGGCACACAGGUUCCACCCCCAAGACUGUCUCUGAGAAGGAGUGGUGGCAGGCCACAGACACCAAGUUCCAGGCCUGGCCUCGCACUGCUGGGCCACCGGUUGUCAUGAACCCCAUCAGCCGCCAGAACUUCAUCGUCAAGUCCACUGAGUAG